AUGCCCGCUGCCGAAAGUGUUCCGCAGACUUUGUACGACAAGAUUCUAGCUGCCCAUAUAGUGGAUGAGAAGCUUGAUGGCACUGUUCUGCUAUAUAUUGACAGGCAUCUUGUUCAUGAAGUCACUUCACCACAAGCCUUUGAAGGCCUAAAAAACGCAGGGCGCCAAGUACGAAGACCCGACUGCACUCUCGCCACUACCGAUCACAAUGUCCCGACCAAGUCUAGAAAAGGCAUCAAGGACAUAGCUACCUUCAUCGAACAAGACGACUCGCGAUUACAAUGUAUAACCCUCGAGGAGAAUGUGAGAGACUUCGGCAUCACCUACUUCGGACUGGGUGACAAGCGACAAGGCAUCGUCCAUGUUAUCGGCCCUGAGCAGGGCUUCACUCUUCCCGGUACCACUCUGGUGUGUGGUGACAGCCACACUUCUACACAUGGCGCUUUCGGCUGCUUUGCCAUCGGCAUUGGUACCAGUGAGGUCGAGCACGUGUUGGCUACUCAAUGCCUCAUCACCAAGAGAAGCAAGAACAUGCGGAUACAAGUUGAGGGCGAGCUAGCCCCUGGUGUCAGUUCCAAAGAUGUCGUGCUUCAUGCCAUCGGUAUUAUCGGAACCGCUGGCGGCACUGGUUGCGUUAUCGAAUUCUGUGGCUCCGUCAUCCGCUCUUUGAGUAUGGAAGCUCGCAUGUCCAUCUGCAAUAUGUCCAUUGAAGCCGGUGCUAGGGCUGGUAUGGUGGCCCCUGACGAUAUUACCUUCGAAUAUCUCAAGGGCAAGCCUCUUGCUCCCACAUACGGUACACCAGAGUGGGACCGCGCUGUAAAAUACUGGAGAAGUCUUCAAUCGGACCCUGAUGCCAAGUAUGAUAUCACCGUCGAUAUUGAUGCCAAGGACAUCAUCCCAACUGUGACUUGGGGCACGAGCCCUGAGGACGUGGUUCCGAUUACCGGAGUGGUGCCCGACCCCGAGACCUUCAAGACCGAGUCGAAGAAGGCUGCCGGACGAAGGAUGCUCGAAUAUAUGGGGCUUACCGCCGGCACUCCCAUGCAAGAAAUUGUCGUCGACAAGGUCUUCAUCGGUUCCUGCACAAACUCUCGAAUUGAAGACCUCCGCGCUGCGGCACGAGUUGUCAAGGGCAAGAAGAAGGCAGACAAUGUCACGCGCGCUAUGAUUGUACCUGGCUCCGGUAUAAUCAAGGAUCAAGCCGAAGCCGAAGGUCUGGAUAAGAUUUUCUUGGACGCCGGAUUUGAGUGGAGAGAAGCAGGGUGCAGCAUGUGCCUCGGCAUGAACCCCGAUAUUCUAUCACCCAAGGAACGAUGCGCAAGCACGAGCAACCGAAAUUUUGAGGGACGACAAGGUGCUCAAGGUCGAACACAUCUUAUGUCGCCAGUCAUGGCGGCCGCUGCCGCUAUUGCUGGUACCCUUACCGAUGUCCGGAAUUGGACCGAGUACACUGACAGCCCGCAUAUUGAUGCCUACAAACUAAACUCCGCUCCAACAGGCAAGGCGCAUGUCGAUGAGAGUGUUGAGGAAGACGAUGCCGCCAGGGAAAGGAUUACCGACCAACCAGAGGAUUCCUCGCCGCACGUGAACUCCAUUGCCAUGGAAGCGGCUGGCUCCCAAGGUCUUCCAAAAUUCAUUGUCCACAGGGGAAUCGCUGCUCCCUUGGACAGAGGCAAUGUUGAUACGGAUGCCAUCAUCCCCAAGCAAUUCCUCAAGACCAUCAAGCGCACAGGCCUUGGUACCGCUCUCUUCUACGACUCAAGAUUCAAAGAGGAUGGAUCUCCCAACCCCGACUUCGUCCUUAACCAAGAGCCAUGGACAGGUGCCAAGAUUCUAGUCUGCACAGGCCCUAAUUUCGGAUGCGGAAGUUCAAGAGAGCACGCGCCGUGGGCCCUGCUAGACUUCGGCAUCCGGUGUAUCAUUGCACCAUCCUUUGCCGACAUCUUCUUCAACAACACUUUCAAGAACGGCAUGCUGCCCAUCACCAUCAAGGACCAAGCGAACCUUGACAAGAUCGCAGCAGAGGCACGCGCAGGACGGGAGAUUGAGGUUGACCUACCAAACCAAGUCAUCCGCGAUGCCGACGGCAACGAGAUAUGCGGCUUCGAUGUCGAAGAGUUCCGCAAGCACUGCCUGAUUAAUGGUCUUGACGACAUCGGCCUUACCUUACAACUUGAGGACAAGAUUGUCAGCUACGAGAAGAAAGCGUCGACCAGAACUCCCUGGGUUGACGGAUCAGCAUACCUUCGGAGAGGUAAGGACGGGCGGCUUGCAGCUAAGGCUGUUCCUGUGCCGACUACGAAUCGCGGCCAAGCGAUCAAAGAUCCCAUUGAUUGGUGA
Messenger RNA from Hypoxylon fragiforme, 2340 nucleotides. Its product is annotated as aconitase family-domain-containing protein. The record is from RefSeq and is a predicted model, not a curated record. Gene Ontology annotation, molecular function: 3-isopropylmalate dehydratase activity; 4 iron, 4 sulfur cluster binding. The coding region runs from base 1 to 2340 and encodes 779 amino acids. Gene Ontology annotation, biological process: L-leucine biosynthetic process. The transcript has 4 exons. Lineage: Eukaryota; Fungi; Ascomycota; Sordariomycetes; Xylariales; Hypoxylaceae. Gene Ontology annotation, cellular component: 3-isopropylmalate dehydratase complex.